Molecule: messenger RNA, 546 nt
Organism: Eurytemora carolleeae
Lineage: Eukaryota; Metazoa; Arthropoda; Copepoda; Calanoida; Temoridae
Product: histone chaperone RTT106
Exons: 2
Coding region: 39-509 (156 amino acids)
Source: RefSeq, a predicted model, not a curated record
UGGUUAUAAAAUAAUAUUCCGGUCACGUGGUUCAGGAAAUGAUCAGAAUUCUAGAAUCUGGGGAUUCAAAUAAAAUUCAGGAUUUCUUAACUUACAACGCAACAGAUGAGGAGUCAUCUGAUGAAGAAACCGAGAGGUCGUCUGAAGAAGAUACGGAGCAGUCUUCUGAAGAGGAAGCCGAGAAUUCAUCUGGAGAAGUAUCUGAGCAGUCGUCGGACAGAUCUGAAGAGGAUACCGAAGAAUAUGUAUCCAAAGUCUUUAACAAGUUUGAAGAAAAUGAAGAAAACAAAGCUGUUGAAAAUAAGGAUGCCAUUUUGGACGAUCUGUUCGAACACAAUUCUGAAUCUAUGAAUGAGAGCGUUAAUGAUGAUAACAUUGAAUCUGUAAAUGAAAACGUUGAUUUUGGUGCUCUUGAUGCGAUUGCGGACGAGAACCUAGAUAAGCUUGAGAAAGAUCUUGAUGAUGUUCUUGAGAAACUGGAUGACGAGGAAGAUUAUGAAUAUAAUUGAUCAAUUAAUUAUUAAAAUACAAAUUAUAAUUUAGAAA